Microstroma glucosiphilum is the source of this 807-nucleotide messenger RNA. RefSeq lists its product as hypothetical. The record is from RefSeq and is a predicted model, not a curated record. The coding region runs from base 175 to 693 and encodes 172 amino acids. The transcript has a single exon. NCBI's taxonomy places the organism in Eukaryota, Fungi, Basidiomycota, Exobasidiomycetes, Microstromatales, Microstromataceae.
CAUCAGUCUCAGGUGUUACCUUUGCGGGAGCAAAUGAUCAUGACAUCGUGUGAUCAUCGCCCAUUCAUCAUUCCUCACCUUCCUUCCCACCACCGACCGCCAUCACUUCCUCUCCGCCUCUACAAGUGACGAUACCCAUUUAAAACCUCUCUACGACCUCUCUACGACUUGAAUAUGACGCCAGCAUCGAGUGACAGCAGCGCCAAAGAUUUCAUCAAGGCAGUCAGCGGAGACCUUGGCUCCUCGGAACUUCUCAACGGACCACCCAGCCCUGCAGCUAGCUCCUCAUCGACACUUGGAUAUCAUCACGAAGAACACAUCAUCGAAAUGGCGGAUCUCUCUCCUAGGUCGUACUGCAAAGAGGAUGAUUGGGAGCACAAGGACUUCGAAGAGAAAUAUCCAGAGCACAAACACUUCAAUGGGGAAGCUCACGCGCACAAGCAAGGUGCCGCUCAUACCACUCACAUGAAUCCAGAGACAGCCCAAGCUCGCCCUUCAGGCUCGGGCGCAAGGCCACAACGGGAGGCUAUGCAGCGCUCGCCCACACAAGAGGAGUGCUUGGUCAGCCUCAUUCACCACUUUGACAAGCACAGAAGAAUCUUCUGCCGGAUCUUGCUUGCCCUCUUGCUCGCUGCUUGCUUAUUCCUGGCCACCGUCAUUACAGGCGCAGUAGAAUGGUCAAAAGACAACUGAGCUGGAGCACGGGAUUAGAACCACCCUCCUCGCUCCCUCUCGUCGACUGUGCACGUCCACAGUAUCUCGCUCACCUUGUGCUUGAGCGCAGAUAGUGCGCAAGCUUCGUGCCAC